GGGAGGAAGAUAUUCAAAGGAAGGAAGUAAAGCAGGGUUGGUGGGAAUAGAAAAAAAGAUCGAGAGUUUAAGAGCAGAAGAUCCUCCUCUUUCUGGUGCAUAUAUUCGGAGCCUCGUGAAGCUGCAGCUGACUUCCUCCUCCUCCUCCUCGGGAGAUGGGUUUACAGAAGUAUUGGCGGCCACACCGCCGCCGCCACAACGCAAAAAACAAGCCCGGAGAAGACUCCAUACCACCAGACCGUAUCAAGAAAGGCUUCUAAACAUGGCGGAGGCGAGGCGGGAAAUAGUGACCGCCCUUAAGUUCCACAGAGCAGCCAUGAAACAGAAGCAGCAGCAAGGGGAACAACCCGCAGAGAGGCGGCCAUUGGAGAGGAGCUGCAGCUUUCCUGCAGCUCCUCAUCCAGGGCUGCCGCCACCAUUUGAGCGGCAGCAAGAACAGAUGAUGAAGUUCGAUUCAAGAAGCCGGGUUAUCUGCCCACCCUUCUCCUCCUCGUCCUCGUCCUUGUCCCCGCCAUCUCACCAUCAUCAUCCGAUGGGUUACUAUUACUCUGUUUCUCCGCCCCCGCCGCCGCCGGUCCAAGAAAACCUCACCAUCGAUAUUGCAAACCAGCAGCAGCUACCCUUGGGGCUGAAUCUGAAUUUCCAAGAUUUUGACAAUUUGGAGGCUACUCCUUAUUAUGUGAGCCCAUCAAUUGCGGAUGAUCGGUCUCCGUCUUCGUCGAGCCUUCCUCCCUCGGCGGAGGAUAUGCAUCAUCCCGCCCUGGAUGAGAAGGAAAUAUCAGAGAUAAAGUCAAUAGGGGAGAAAGAGCAGAUGGAAUGGAAUGAAAACAUGAAUUUGGCCACCUCAUCUCUGUGGUUAGAGUUCUUGAAAACCGUAGAGAUUGGGUCCCCUGGCGAAGGCGAGAAGGAGAAGAAGAAGAGGAAUGGUGAUGAUGAUGAGGAUUACUACUCUUAUGGUGAUAACAAUGGAUGCUGCAGCUAUCCAUUAUUUCAGGAGGCGGUGGACUUCCCGGCCACCGCUGCUGCGUGGUUUAAUGAUGGCUGUUUGGAAGAACCCAACUUGAACGAGGAGAUUAAUCGUUGUCAUCACGAUGAUAAAUGCUUCCAAAAUCCUGCCUUGCCAUGUAUCGAAGAUAUUGAAGAGAAUGACGGGGAGUGGCUAGCCGGAGAAGAAUAAGAAUGCUUGGUUUUCAAGCUCCAAAUUUUGUUCUCGAAGCAAUGAAUCCUUAUUUUGCAAUUUAUGUGUUGUGCCCAUUUGUUGUUUUAUGCCUUCAAGUAAUAAGGGCUUUGUAGAGCGUGAGAGGUUGAUAGUGAGUAGAUGAGAUUGAUGAGAGUAAUAAUAUAUAUUACUCUUCUC
Cuscuta epithymum is the source of this 1357-nucleotide messenger RNA. NCBI's taxonomy places the organism in Eukaryota, Viridiplantae, Streptophyta, Magnoliopsida, Solanales, Convolvulaceae. The record is from the annotation of a GenBank genome assembly.